Messenger RNA from Fusarium oxysporum Fo47, 1182 nucleotides. RefSeq lists its product as uncharacterized. Gene Ontology annotation, molecular function: acyltransferase activity, transferring groups other than amino-acyl groups. Lineage: Eukaryota; Fungi; Ascomycota; Sordariomycetes; Hypocreales; Nectriaceae. The record is from RefSeq and is a predicted model, not a curated record. The transcript has 4 exons. The coding region runs from base 1 to 1182 and encodes 393 amino acids.
AUGACUUCCAGACAAGAAGGACACAUCCAGUGGAUUGAGGGACUCCGUGGCAUUGCGUCAACGCUGGUUUGGAUCGCCCAUGUUACACGUGCCUUUGAUCUUGAUCUCUACUCUCCAGUCUCUGGCGAAGGAUUGAGACCACGACUGCUCCAACUUCCUUUUCUUCGGAUCAUGAUCCAAGGCCGACUGGGUGUCAUCAUAUUCAUCUACGUCACAGGCUAUGUAUGUGCAUUGAAGCCGUUGGCGCUCUUUCGACGGGGCAAUUAUGAAGCAGGCUGGAGUUGCGUUUCCAAGUCUGCGCUUCGGCGGCUUCCACGACUAUUAUAUCCAAGUGCCAUCGCAACAGCUUUGGCAUGGACUGCGACACAACUGGGCCUCUUCCAGGCUGCCAAGAUGACCAAUAGCUAUUAUCUGACACAAACAGUCCAAGACAAGUUACCGAUAUCUUUAGCAGUCAGACGGCUUUUUAUCAAUAUCUUCAACACCUGGACCGGAGCUGGGAAUAAGUACGACGUUCACCAGGGCACGCUCUUCGAACUCUUCAAAGGCGGAAUUUUCGUGCUACUGUUCAUCACUGCGACUGCAAAGGUGCAGGAAAAGUUCAGAAUGGGUGCGUCGUUACUACUAUGGGCCUACUUUUGGGCUUGCGGGAGACCGUAUUUUAUGCAAUUCUGGUGGGGUGUCUUCAUGAAUGAUUUACACAACUCUCGAGUGUCUCAUCGCAUCUCAUGGAGCAAGUCUCGGUACAUCCCUUUUCUCGGUUUCUUGUCCGUGGGAGUCGGCCUCUUCAUCGCCUCGUUCCCUGAAAGCCGCAUUGAACUGGCUUCCUGGUCGCGCUGGCAAGAUCAGAUCCUAUCAGCAAUUGUCCCCAAGGACUCCGAAUUUCCGAAAUUUGCAUCUUCCUUCGGGUUCUGCCUUUUAACAAUUGGCGGAGCCCUACUCCCUGGGUAUACGGACAUUCUAUGCCACCGUGUCUUGAUUCAGCAACCAGAAGGCGCGUUCACAAAGCUUGAAUACGCAGGUAAUACGUGGCUACUAUUCUGCCUACCGGCUUGGCUUGGGAUUUUAUACGGACUUGCUGAGAUCUGGACGAGAUACGUUGACACAGCAGCUGAACGGUUCACCUCUCAAUUUGUUGCCUACAUACGACAGGAGGAAAUCAAGGGCUCUUCGCUUGUCUAA